Messenger RNA from Neltuma alba, 2349 nucleotides. RefSeq names its product pentatricopeptide repeat-containing protein At5g04780, mitochondrial-like. The record is from RefSeq and is a predicted model, not a curated record. The transcript has 2 exons. Bases 238 to 2109 code for a protein of 623 amino acids. Gene Ontology annotation, biological process: RNA modification. Lineage: Eukaryota; Viridiplantae; Streptophyta; Magnoliopsida; Fabales; Fabaceae. Gene Ontology annotation, molecular function: protein binding; zinc ion binding; RNA binding.
CAAACUAUUCAAACUCUAUCUCCUUGUGACGGUGGAGUUUGACUAAGUACCGGUCAAGAGUUGUGUAACUGGAGAGGACUAGCUUGCUUCAACUUAAAUGCAUCAUCUCCAACUCGUACAAACUACAAAAAUAUGCAUGUGGAAUUGGAUGGCUACAUCCUCUAAUAAGCCAAGUGGUUUCUAAGUCAGUUAGGAAACUGAUACCAUAUUGGUUUGCUUUACUGUCAAUGCAAUGUCAUGAAAUCCUUCAGAGCGUUUAGAAGACUCUAUGACAGUUUUGGAUUCAGCAUACAUUCUAGACAACUAUCAGUUAUCACCGGGGCCAAGCUAGAGCUCUUAAAGGUGAACGAAGCUGUUCAUGUGGAUGCAGAUGUUGCUCGUAUUUCAACUUUGCAUUAUCUUAUACAGCUAUGUGCUAAAACACAGUCAUUGAUGGAAGGGAGUUCUUGUCAUGCUCAGACUAUUCGUAUUGGCUUUGAAAUAGACAUAAUAACAUCGAAUAUGCUCAUUAAUAUGUACUCUAAAUGUGAUUUAGUGGACAACGCUUUCAGGAAGUUCAGUGAAAUGCCAGAGAAAAGCUUAGUUUCUUGGAAUACAAUGAUUGGAUCUCUUACCCAGAAUGGGGAGGAGCAGGAAGCUCUCACUCUUUUCAUUAAAAUGCAAAGAGAUGGAACCUUAUGUAAUGAGUUUAGCAUUUCUAGUGUACUGUGUGCUUGUUCCACAAAAUGUGCUAUAGUUGAGUGCAUGCAGUUGCAUGCUUUUGCCAUCAAGGCUUCUAUAGAUUCCAAUGCUUUUGUUGGAACUUCUUUGAUUGAUGUUUAUGCUAAGUGCUCUAUGAUAAAAGAUGCAAAUCAGGUAUUUCAGAGCAUGCCUGAAAGAAAUCCUGUAACAUGGAGUUCUAUGGUGGCAGGAUAUGUGCAAAAUGGGCUCCAUGAUGAGGCCUUGCUACUGUUUCAUAGUUAUCAGUUAAUGGGAUUGGAGCCAGAUCAGUUUAUGAUUUCAUCUGCUAUUAGUGCUUGUGCAGGUUUGUCAACUUUGAUUGAGGGGAAGCAGGUGCAUGCAAUGUCAUGUAAAUUAGGAUUUUAUUCAAACUUGUAUAUUGUUGCCUCCCUUAUAGAUAUGUAUGCCAAAUGUGGCUGCAUAAAAGAAGCGUACCUUGUGUUUCAGUAUGUGGAGAAGAGAAGCAUUGUAUUAUGGAAUGCAAUGAUAUCAGGGUUUGCCAGACAUGCUUGUGCACUAGAGGCCAUGAUUCUGUUUGAGAAAUUGCAGCAGUCAGGCUUCUGCCCUAAUGAUGUAACAUACUUAUCUGUUUUAAAUUCAUGUAGUCAUAUGGGCUUGCAUGAAGAAGGACAGAAGUACCUUAACCUUAUGGUAAGACAGCACAAUCAUUCUCCCAACGUCAUUCACUAUUCAUGCAUGGUUGACAUUCUUGGUCGAGCUGGACUAGUUAAUGAGGCAUAUGAGUUGAUGCAGAAAAUGCCAUUUAAUGCAACUACUUCAAUGUGGGGUUCACUUUUGGCCUCUUGUAGGAAAUGUGGCAAUAUUGAGCUUGCUGAGGUUGCAGCCAGGCACCUAUUUGAAAUGGAACCUAACAAUGCAGGGAACCACAUCUUGCUGUCAAACAUAUAUGCAGCAAAUAAACAGUGGGAGGAAGUUGCAAGAGCAAGGAAGCUUCUCAGAGAGACUGAUUUGAAGAAAGAGAGAGGUAGGAGUUGGAUUGAAAUUAAGAAUAAAGUACAUUCUUUUACAGCUGGUGAUAGAAAUCAUCCAAAAAUAGAUGGGAUUCAUGCGUAUUUGGAUAUUUUGAUAGAAGAGUUGAAGAAGAUUGGUUACAAAGUGGAAACUAAUCAUGAACUUCAUGAUCUGGAGGAGGGCACAAAACAGGUUCUUUUGAGGCAUCACAGUGAGAAGCUUGCUCUUACCCUUGGAUUGAUGUGUUUGCCUUGUGAUAUGCCCAUCAGAAUUAUGAAAAACCUUAGAAUCUGUGGUGAUUGCCACACUUUCAUGAAACUAGCAUCAAAGUUUGCGAACAGGGAAAUCAUUAUCCGAGAUACAAAUCGUUUUCACCACUUGAAGGAUGGCAUCUGUUCUUGUGGGGAUUUUUGGUGAACGUCUAAUUUAUCUUCCUUUAUAUUUCCUCUGGUCUGACUAUCAUUGGAUUUACAUAUUUUUCUGCUUCCUUCAACCAUAUUCAAGCCAUCAAUAGUGAAAGGCUUGGUGAUCACAUUUUAAUUUCCUUGAUCAUCAAUCACUUGGCUGUAUACAACAGGGGCAUAUUUGAGAUUUAAGUACACUGUGAUGUAAAAUUGAGAGACCUGUGGAAUGCAGUUAGGGGAUCUAAGUUCCAAC